Messenger RNA from Brachypodium distachyon (stiff brome), 693 nucleotides. RefSeq lists its product as uncharacterized. The transcript has a single exon. Lineage: Eukaryota; Viridiplantae; Streptophyta; Magnoliopsida; Poales; Poaceae. The coding region runs from base 58 to 417 and encodes 119 amino acids. The record is from RefSeq and is a predicted model, not a curated record.
GCUCCUCGUAUCGCCGCACAAACCAAAUCCAAUCCCAACAAGGAAAAAGAAGCAACAAUGCGUCGCGAGGGACGGCAGCGCGGGUGGGUGCGAGUCUACAAUCUGGACCUGCUGAUCGACCCGGAGGCGGAGGGUGAACACAAGCAGCGGCGCGUCUCGGCGCACACGGCCGUGGCGGGGACGUCGACGGUGGCCAACGGCGGGUACGUCAGGGCGCCGCGGAAGCCCACCAACCACUCCAAGCCUUCCUGCGGCGGCAGCAUCUGCAAGGAGCUCAGCGGCAGGGGCGGCGGAUCGUCGGCGUCAGGCAAGGGCAGACGCAAGUUCUGGCACGACGAGCUCAGGACGAUCUACCUCGAGGUGCAGGCCGAUGCCGUCGACGGGCGGUUCGAUCAUCGCUACUAUGACAUGGAUUAGUUCAUCGGCGCACAUAUGCAGUGGUGGCGUGGUGUUUCUGCGAGAAGAAGAUCAGGGGUUCAGGCAAGAAGAGUUGAGGAUCAGAUCAGGCAAGAGGAGCAAAGGUUGAUGGAUGUCUAGAGUGACUUCUGUGAUGUCUGAAUCUUCGUUAACAAUAACAAUGAGGCAAUGAGACUUUCUUGUGUUAAAAAUAAUAUAAUUAAUGUACUACAUAUUUCAUCUCUUUUUUUUUUGCGCAAACUGCAUAUUUCGUCUCAAAGUUUGAAAAUUUCUGUU